This is a messenger RNA of Drosophila subobscura, 1439 nucleotides long. RefSeq names its product von Willebrand factor D and EGF domain-containing protein. The transcript has 3 exons. Bases 97 to 1350 code for a protein of 417 amino acids. The record is from RefSeq and is a predicted model, not a curated record. Lineage: Eukaryota; Metazoa; Arthropoda; Insecta; Diptera; Drosophilidae.
GUCGAUUAGUCGAAGUGCAACAGCAGACGCCAACGGACGUGGGCGCAUAAGUACGUACUUUACAAUUGUAAUCCGAGAACAAAAAGUGACAUCAGCAUGAGGUCAUCGUGUCAGAUAUUCGCCCUGACCCUCCUGCUGGCCAGCUGCUCCCUUGGCCAGGCACAGUACAAGACGGCGGGCAUUAAAACCCGCCAGCUCCCCUCGGGUAAUCUUCAGCUGUCGGGCAAUGCCAGUGACCAGUACAACCAGUCAGGCUACGGGUGGAACAGUUCCAGCCAGAGCAACUACGGCUGGAGUGCCCAGAACCAGACCAGCCAUGGAUGGAGCGACUUUGUCCCUGCCGAGACCUACCAACCCGCAACCACCCCGCCCCUGUACGGACACUACGUGCAGCCAGUGGGACCGCCAGUGACACGAGCCCCUCAAGUUCUGGACGAGACGGCGCUGUUCAUCAACAAAACGCGAUCGGCCAUGGCCAGCGGUGUGUGCUAUAAGGAAGUGCCCACCGCCUCUCUCUUGCGCAACUCGCGUGAAAGAUUCGCUGGCAAUGGCACCAGCCCGGACAUGAGCAGCAUUGAGGUGUGCUGCGAGGGCUACGAGCGCAAUCCGCACAUCUAUCGAAAAUGCGAUCCGAUCUGCGCGGACGAUUGCCCAAAUGGAAUCUGCACGGCGCCCAACACCUGCGUCUGCAUGCCCAACCAUGUGCGUACGACCGAGGGCAAGUGCAUCUCCACCUGCCCACUGGGCUGUGGCAACGGAGUGUGCGAUGAGCGGAAUGAGUGCCAGUGCAGGGAGGGCUACGCACUGGAUCCCGUGAGCCGCAAGUACUGCCAGCCGGAGUGCAAGCAGGGCUGUGCCCAGGGACGCUGUGUGGCACCGAACAAGUGCGAGUGCCUGCAGGGCUAUCGCCAAUCGGCGGACGGGAGCUGUGAGCCCGUCUGCGACAGUUGCGAGAACGGGCAGUGCACGGCGCCGGGGCAUUGCAGUUGCAAGUCGGGCUACCUCAAGCUGCAGGGACGCUGCGAGCCCAUCUGCGAGCAACCCUGCAAGAACGGCCGUUGCAUUGGACCGGACACCUGCGAGUGUGCUUAUGGCUUCGAGUGGGAUCGUAAGACUGCCGAGUGUCUGCCCAAGUGCGAUGUGCCCUGCCUCAAUGGAGUCUGUGUGGGCAACAACCAAUGCGAGUGCAAGCCGGGAUACGUGCGGGACGAGCACCAGCGUUACAUGUGCCAGCCCCACUGCCCCCAGGGCUGUCCCAAUGGCUUCUGCUCUGCGCCCAACUUUUGCAUUUGCCGGCCAGGAUUCAUCAAGAGCGGCAUCAAAGGCAGGCAGACUUGUGCGGCUGUCUAGUAAGACGAAUCGAAUCUUUAUUGUGUGAGUUAGCUGAGAUUAAAGUGGCGUCCGAUCAGGGCACUGAACUCAUAGCCCAGUUGCUGGUU